AGCAUUUCCACAACACUCCACCUGCGUCGUCUCUCGUGCCAAAAGAUCGCUCUACUAUCACUAAUUAUUACGACUCAGCGUUAUCAUUUCACCGUGCCACAACUUCAACUCAUGUGCCGUUUAGUUUCGACUCGGUGCCAACAGCUGUCAGAGCCGAAUAACCCCAAAACUAAGCCGAUGUUUUGCGAUGCUACUGGCUGCUACGUGCUAACAUGCUAACUGCUGCUGCUGCAAUGUCGCAACCGAGAAGCGGCGUGUGGAGAUAGUUCACUUUCUGACUUUCUACCUCAAGAUUGCGCAAGGAAAGAUGGCUGUGUCGGUGAGAGGGCUGUGCUUCAUCAUCACCCUGUUUUUGAGCAGUUUCUUCGGGAGCAUCUACAUGCUGGGGCCCGUCCUGCCCCUCGUGCUGCUGUCUCCGGCCUGGUACCGCUGGAUCACUGACCGCCUAGUGGCCACAUGGCUCACCCUCCCUGUUGCGCUGCUGGAGCUGGUGUUCGGGGUGAAGGUGGUGAUCACAGGAGAUGGCUUCAUUCCCGGGGAGAGGAGCGUGAUCAUCAUGAACCACCGCACACGUCUGGACUGGAUGUUCCUGUGGUGCUGCCUGCUCCGCUACAGCUACCUGCGCCUGGAGAAGAUCUGCCUCAAGGCCGGACUCAAAGCCGUGCCCGGAUUUGGUUGGGCCAUGCAGGUGGCAUGCUUUGUGUUUAUCCAGCGGCGGUGGGACGAGGACAAGAAACACUUGGAGAACAUGCUGGAGUAUUUCUGUGAUAUCAGAGAGCCUCUGCAGCUGCUGCUCUUCCCUGAAGGCACAGACCUGACUGAGAGGACCAAAGCGAAGAGCGACGCUUUCGCCGAACAGAACGGCCUGCCCAAAUUAGAGUACGUGCUCCACCCCAGGACCACCGGCUUCACCCACAUCGUCGACAUGCUCCGUAAAGGCGACAACUUGGACGCGGUGCACGACAUCACCGUGGCCUACCCCAAGAACAUCCCGCAGACGGAGCGCCACCUCGUCAUGGGCCUGUUCCCCCGGGAGAUCUACUUCCACGUGCAGCGCUACCCGGUCUCCUCCCUGCCCGCCUCCACCGCCCAGCUCGAGGCCUGGUGCAAGGAGCGCUGGACGGAGAAGGAAGCGCGCCUCAGAGACUUCUACACGGGACGACCUCGAGCGUUCGACAGGGAAGGGGUGGCUCUGGUUCCUCCCUGCAAAAGCGAACUGAGGGUGGCGCUGAUCAAAGCCGCGUCGCUGGUAUACUGGACAUUGUAUAUCGCGUUUUGCUUCGUGGCUUUGUGGCUGUGGGCGCCGUUCCGUUGGUUCUUCGUGGUCAUCGUGGGCGUGUUCGUGCUCCAGCAGAAGUUGAUCGGCGGCAUGGAGCUGCUGGAGAUGUCCUGCCAUCGGUAUUGGAAAGCUAAAAAGCUGGACGAGAAGGUCAAGUAAAGCUUAAAGUUUAAAGUGCGUAUGAUAGGUCAGACCACACUUUUUACUCAAACUUAAAGGGCCCAUAUUAAGCAAUUUUCUGAUCUAUGUUAUGUUUCUUCAUCACAAACACACCUGGAGUUGUGUUUUCUUUCAUUCGCACAUGUUUAACACACAAAUCCUGCGUGUUUAGACAGAAUUCUUCUCUCAAACAGAAAACAUUCUCUUCCAGAUUGUGAUUUCAUGUGGUAAUACAGGAAAUAAAUACUCCAUUCACUUUCACUAGAAUCAUUUGGAUAAUUUCAGUCCUGGAAAUGCAAAUCUCUUCUGAGUAAAACGUAAAAGAACCUGUUAACUUUAAAAGUACCUCUACUAGGGCUAGGCGGUAAUACGGUAUUACGGUAUCCCGCGGUAUCAAAAAGUUGCAACGAUAUCAGUUUCAUUAUCAUCAUAAAAAGGAUAAGGACCUAAUAUGUUAGAAUUUUUCGAUACCUACAUUUGUUUGCUCAGCACAAAUGAAUAUGUAGUUUUAUUUUAAUUUAAUGCUAUCACGAUUCAAAACUAAUCGUGUCUAUAAUGUUCCUUUUAACUGCGUGGGGAGAUGACGUCCGAUUAGUUUCGUUCCAUUGUCACGUGAUGCUCAUAAGGGAGACCAAGACAAACUCGCAAGUCCAAAAAAAAAACUAGUACUUGUAUAAUUUGGCAGCAUUUUGGCUUCAGGCACUCAUUUGUUUAUGUUUUACACAAACAAAACUUAAAACUGCGUGGCUCAUUUGCAUAAACUAUAAGCGCUGGUAAAAACAGAUCUUUCUUUGUGCGCUGAGGCGGUUCAGAUUCUGUCGGACUAAAGGACACAACUCAGUGGAAUAUGAGUGUUCUUUCUGUGACAGAGGAUGUGCUGCUGAUGGUGAGUCUGUUCUGUGCGCGUAUCGAGUUGGAGAUGGUUCAUGUGGAACUUUUCAGAGAUUAUAAAUCCGCAGGUCAUGCACAGCUUUCCGAAGUCGUACUAAAACAUUUUGGUAAUAUGGUAAUACUGUAUACCUCUGUAAAAUCCUGAGAAGGUUUAACAGUAUCAAAAUUUGGAUCCCGCCCAACCCUAACCUCUACAUGACAUCACAAGGUGGAACAAAGCAUUUUGAUCUUUGGAGAUGUAGACAGACUAAUAAACCAGGAUUACUCAAACGUGUGUGAAUGGAAAAAAAAAAGCUCUGGGUAUGUUUUGGAGGAGGAAACAACAUUAUAACAACCUCCCAAGAGUUAAUUUGUGUAAUAUAAAACUUUUAACAUAUUAUUAUAUUCUGUCAUAUUUAAAGUGGGACUCGUCGAACAGGUAUCCGCACUUCAGGCUCCGCCCUCACAGCAAGGUGUUUGUAUUUGAAACAACUGGCUGUAAUCAGGGAAGUGCCGGAAAACGCCAGGACAAAUCCAUUUUUAGACAUUCUGACCACAAAGCUGGAAAUGUACAGAGUUUGCACUGAAGUUGCCAAAAAUGAACUAGGAAGAGUAGAUUAAAAUGCCAUAUACCGGAUUUUUCAAUCUGUAAGUCGCUCCAGCCAAAAAAUUCGUAAUGAAAAAGAAAAAAAGAAAAAUCAAACUGGACUAUAAAUCACAAUUUUUGGGGAAAAUUUAUUUUAUAAAAUUAUAAAAAGAGGCCAAGAACAGACAUUACUAUAAGUUGCCUUUCAAGAUGAAAUAACAGAUUAGAGAACAACAGUCUGAAAAGGCGUCUGGUAUGUUAACAGAACAUAUGAACAGUUCUUCAGAUAACUGUAGCAUAAACAGAACAAGUUUACCAAACGCUCCAUCUCACUCCAAAUCACUAAAUCCAUCAAAUACUUCUGAGCAACUUCAUUAACUCUAAAAUGUAACUUUUAGCCCACGAUUUGCUUUUUUUGUUUUCUUCAUUGCAGUUCAAGUAUCCUCUGUUUUCACCAGUCCCUCACAAGUUUCUCACUCACUCCAAACUUUCUUUCUGCUGCUCAGUUACUGUUUUUGGCAGAAUAUUUAGCUACUUGCAGCUUGUAAUCUGCAAAAUAUGAUUAACAGUUUAUUGCCGUGUGAUAAAAUAAGUUAUGAUGCUAAAUGAACAUUAGUGAGUGAGAUACGAAGGUCUUAAUAACUGUAUGUGUUAAAUGCAGGUGAGUGCAUAAAUAACGAAAAGAAACAUCUUAAACUUCAGUGUCCGGACGUCCACUCAUACCUGAUCUCAUAGUCUGAAAUCUGCUGAAAUCUUACAAAACACGGACAUGAUACAGACAAGACCGAGGCUCUUUCUGCAGGAGACAUGCACAGUAGAGUGAAGUGACGGUGGUACAGGAGUAAUAGGAGUAGCAGAUACUGACACACAAGCCUGAAGCGCCCUCUUGUGGCUAUCACUGUAAAAAUAAUAAACAUAUGAAAUUAUAUGUUUUAAUAUACAAAUUGCACCUGAGUAUAAUUCACAGGAACCACCCAAACCAUGAAAAAAAGUGUGAUUUAUAGUCCAAAAACUACGGUACACAGUUGAUUUGUAAAAGUAUAGUCUAGUUUCCUCUAUUUUUUUAUUUAGGUAACAUUUAUUAUUUCAUUUCGUGGUUGUACACGGUAAGUAGAUGUGACAUAAAAGUAAUUUCGUAACUGUUACCUGGCAGCCAUCAUGUAAAACAGGUUACGAUUAGACUAAUGCAAAUAAAUAUUAACACUAGCGUUGUCACUAUGCUGAAAUUUUUAGCUCGAUUUUGAUACUAAGUAAUAGACUUGAUACCUGAUACCGAUACCACGAUGAUAAUAAAAACUCUUUCUUUAGACAAUAGAAUAUGAUUUUCAACAUUAAAUCAUCAUACUUAUCUAAUAUCUGUGUUUAAUUUAAAAACUCAGCACUAUUCUGUCUUUUUGGACUUUUUUUCUCAGCUUUUUUCCCCCCUCAAACUGGCACUGAACUGAACUGAAGUAAAACUAUGCUAAAUACUGAGCACAUUCACCAGGUCAGAAUUAGAAAAAUGAAAACCUGUCAUAUGCACUUGAACUGUUCUUGCUCGUGCUGAUGCUAAAGUUGUGCCUGGCUCGUGGGCGCAGUGUUCUCUUUUGCAAGUUUGGAUAUGCAUGAAGAAAAAAAAAAUGGAACUGUAUUUGCUGCCAUAGGGUGAAGAAAAAUAUCAGACUUGAUUAUUGAAAUUUUAUUGAGAUGUAUUUGUUUUUGGAGUCUGUCUGAGUCCGAGAUUUUAAAUUCAUAGUUUAAUUUCACAAGUUUAUGUUAAAAGUCGACAGUGCACCUGUCACAAGUCAAAACUAUUGUUGAUAAUUAUGUUUUGGUUUUAUACAAGUGGAAAAUGUAUUUCAAACAAAGAUUUAUGUUUUUUAUAAUAACAGUUUAUGUUUCAAAUAUUUUUUUAAAAUUAUAAACAAAUAUAUUUUUACUUAAAGCCAAGGCGUUUGUAUGCCAGGGGCCGGCUGUAGGCAGAUCUGCGGCCCUCAUUUCUCUUGUUUUUAAAUGUUUUAAUUAAUGCCCCAUUUUGUGUUGUACUAAAUCUGCCCUUUUGUUCCGCUCCCUGAUUGAGUCUCAGUGGGACCAGACUAUUUGAUACCCACAAUCCAAAGAUUUGUGUCUGUCCAUGCUGCUCAAAAGUCUUAAAAACAAGUAAGAAAAGUUGAAGCUGUGAGUGUGUGGUACUCCUCAGGACAUAAAUGUCUGCUGCAGACUGCACUCUUGUAUUUGAACUGAAUGUACUGUACAUAGCACGUUCUUUUAAACCCGUGUAGUCUACCAUGUGCUUCUCCUUUUAUAUUUCUACAUUUAUCCUGAAACAAUUAUGAUAAUCUGAUUCUUUUUGCUGUAGGACGUGUCAUGAAACGUCGUAUUUGUUGCUGUUGCCAUGUGUUUUGUGUUUUUGUGUGUGUUAUAGAUGAUGGAGGAGAGCCAUAGUACAGCUCUAAAGCACUGACCAUUCACUCAUUAGAAUCAUGAGUCCUAAACUCCUGUGGUCUCCUCAGGUCAUGGACUGAAUGGACAAAUCAAACUGAAGUAGUGAAUGUAGAGGCCAUUUCAAGAAAUGCUCCUUUAUAGAGUUUACAAAGUGCACAGAAAGUGCAGUCGCCUCUGUUCAAACAGGCCAGUGGGAGGAGGCGCGCAGUAGAUCUGUGUCCCUCCCUACAGGGGGCAUUAGAUCUGUGUCCCUCCCUACAUGGGGCAGUAGAUCUGUGCCUCUCCCUACAGGGGGCAUUAGAUCUGUGUCCUCUUCAGGGGGCAGUAGACCCGUGUCCUUCCCCAGAGGAGAGAAGAGUCACAGGUCUGAAUAAGGCUGUGCUCUGUGCUCUGCUGCAGCUGGGGCAGGUCCACACAGGACCACACUUGGAGUGGAAAAGCAGCUCAGGAUAGUCCUAAUCCACAAAGCCCCAUAAUGCCCCUCUCCCUGGUCCUGAUCAGAGGACAGACCGGUGCGGUGGCUAAGCCUAAUUAGAAAAUGACAGCUGGCGACGUCUGUGCCAAAAAAUACUCAAAUGAGAUUUGAUUGCACAAUCAGGAGCUGAUUUGCCAUAACCCCUGUCUGAUUUGUAUCAUUUUGGUGAAACAGUCAUGUGUGCGGUACUGAUGCCCUCCCAGAGUCUAGACUGACUGAAGAGUGCACACAGCCAGAGCAGGGGGCACUGAGGGGGCCUCAUGUCUCAUACCUGUCACUAUAUAUGUUAUAAAUAUGUACACAUGUGUGUGUAUGUGCCCCUCAGAGCAGCUCGUGCUGGGCUGUCCGUCUGUCUUACACAGAGACCGUCCCCAUGCACUGUCCUCAGGUCUUUACAGUGGACACUACAAGACACUGUCUAAAAGAAAAUAGGAAAAUAAACUUGUAUGAGCAACUGA
Boleophthalmus pectinirostris (great blue-spotted mudskipper) is the source of this 6251-nucleotide messenger RNA. It is a transcript of the gene lclat1, whose product is annotated as lysocardiolipin acyltransferase 1. Gene Ontology annotation, molecular function: acyltransferase activity. NCBI's taxonomy places the organism in Eukaryota, Metazoa, Chordata, Actinopteri, Gobiiformes, Gobiidae. The transcript has 6 exons. The coding region runs from base 308 to 1438 and encodes 376 amino acids. The record is from RefSeq and is a predicted model, not a curated record. Gene Ontology annotation, cellular component: endomembrane system.